Molecule: messenger RNA, 11948 nt
Organism: Ictidomys tridecemlineatus (thirteen-lined ground squirrel)
Lineage: Eukaryota; Metazoa; Chordata; Mammalia; Rodentia; Sciuridae
Gene: Akap9
Product: A-kinase anchoring protein 9
Biological process (GO): regulation of ventricular cardiac muscle cell membrane repolarization; maintenance of centrosome location; regulation of Golgi organization
Cellular component (GO): centrosome; Golgi stack; cis-Golgi network
Molecular function (GO): potassium channel regulator activity; molecular adaptor activity; protein kinase A regulatory subunit binding
Source: RefSeq, a predicted model, not a curated record
ACUCCCGCCUCACUCUGUGUUUACGUGGAGACGUAGAUGGCGGUGGCGACCGCUGUACUCGUGUGGACGAGGACGAUUCGCCAGUGAUUGCAGCGACUGACUGGUUUUGUUCCGGGGGGGAGGCAGCUCCCGGCCGGGCCCUGCGGCCUGGGUCGCGGAGCUAGCCGUCCCACCUCGGUCUGAACCGAUUUUUCCUUUCUACCCCCGACCCCCUCCCUGUUCUUUCCCUGCCUACCCCGCAGAAGCCAUGGAGGACGAAGAAAGAAGGAGAAAGGUAGAAGCUGGCAGAGCGAAGCUUGCCGAGUUUCGACAAAGAAGAGCUCGAUUGGAUGGACAAAACCCUCAUAAGAAGCCAAAAAAGAAGAAAACCUCAAGCAGUAAAAAUGAUGUUCAUGGCUUGAAUAUUGAUCAAUCAAAGAGUGAGGAGACGUUCAUAAAUAGUUCUCAGGGUGUUGGAUCGGCCGUGAUGCCUGAAUCCACAAUAAUGAGAACUCUAAACAAUGAAGAAAUGCUUAAGCAUGAGCAGGUCUUUUGUGUUGAUCCGGAAAGUGAGAUUUCAACCACAGCAGAUGAUUACUCUUCGGAGGUAAAUGAUUGCUGUAAUGUGGUGAAAACAGGAAAGCCUACCAAUUUAUUAAUGGAAGAAGAAUUUGGUGUCGUUGAUUCUUAUUCUGAACAAGGCGCACACUAUAGUGAGACUCGCCUAGAGUUGAUAGAAAACGAAUUAGUUGGGAAACCCGAACAUGAGCCUGAAGAACUGAACAGAGAACUGGAUGAAAUGAGGGCCACCUAUGGGACUGAAGGAUUCCAUCAGUUACAAGAAUUUGAAGCAGCAGUUAAACAAAGAGAUGGUAUUAUCACACAGCUCACCGCCAAUUUACAACAGGCAAGAAGGGAAAGGGAUGAAACGGUGAGAGAAUUUUUAAAGUUGACGGAGCAAAGUCAAAAAUUGCAGAUUCAAUUCCAACAAUUACAGGCUAGUGAAACUCUACGAAACAGCACUCACAGUAACACAGCUGCAGAUUUACUGCAAGCCAAACAACAGAUUCUCACUCAUCAACAACAGCUUGAAGAACAAGACCAUCUAUUAGAAGAUUAUCAAAAAAAGAAAGAAGACUUCAAAAUGCAAAUUAAUUUCUUACAAGAGAAAAUUAAAGUAUAUGAAAUGGAACAAGAUGAAGUAGAAAAGUCAAAUAAAAAAGAAUUACAGGAAAAGGAGGCAAUCAUCCAGGCGUUAAAUAUAAGAAUAAUAGAAGAAGAAAAAAAGAAUCUUGAGCUAAAAGAUCAAGUCACAGCCACUGAAAAAUUAAUGAGAGAAUUACAAGAACAAUUUGCAAGUAUGAAAUUAGAGCUGGCUAAUUCUAAGCAAAAAGAAAGACAAUGUUCUGAAGAAAUAAAACAGUUAAUGGGUACAGUUGAAGACCUUCAGAAAAGACAUCAUUACAUAAAUAGCCAGUUUGAAUCUGAUGUGAUAGAAAGAAUGGUGGAACAAGAAAUGCAGAAAAGAUUAGAACAACUCCGAGCAGAUAUGGAUGAAAUGUAUGGGCAACAGAUAGUACAGAUGAAACAAGAGUACAUGUCACAGAUAGAGGAACUUAAAGCACAACAUAAGGAAGAAAUUGAGAGUGUUUUAAAAUCACAUUUAAAUAUUACAAUUAAUGAAGAUCAAAUAAAGUUAAUGAAUGUGGCAAUAAAUGAACUGAAUAUGAAAUUACAAGAUACUAAUGCUCAAAAGGAAAAACUCCAAGAAGAACUAGGAAUAGUUUCAGGAGAAAAAUCUACUCUGCAGAGACAACUUGAUGACCUUUUUGAAGAAUUGAACUUUUUAAGGGACCAAAUUCAGAGAGCUAGAAUGAUAAUAGCUGAACAAGAAAGUCAACUGAAUGAAGCACAUAAGUCCCUUAGUACAGUGGAAGCUUUAAAAGCUGAGAUUGUUCUGGCAUCUGAAUCUAGGAAAGAACUAGAGUUAAAACAUGAAGCAGAAGUUACAAAUUACAAGAUAAAACUGGAAAUGUUGGAAAAAGAAAAAAAUGCUGUAUUAGACAGAAUGGCUGAAUCACAAGAAGCUGAAUUAGAGAGGCUGAGAACACAGCUCCUAUUUAGUCAUGAAGAAGAACUUUCGAAACUAAAAGAAGAUUUAGAAGUUGAACAUCGAAUAAAUAUUGAAAAACUUAAAGAUAGCUUAGGCAUUCACUAUAAACAGCAGAUAAAUUGCUUACAAAAUGAAAUGAGUCAAAAGAUAGAAAUAAUGCAAUUUGAAAAAGAUAAUUUGAUAACUAAGCAGAAUCAGUUGGUUUUGGAAAUUUCAAAACUGAAAGAUUUACAGAAGUCCAUCAUGGAUUCAAAAUCAGAAGAAAUAACCCUUCAAAUGCAUGAGCUCCAAGAGGAAAUCGAAAUAUUAAGACAAGAAAAAAAAGAAAAAGGUACGCUUGAACAAGAAGUUCAGGAAUUACAACUUAAAAUUGAAUUAUUGGAGAAACAAAUAAAGGAAAAAGAGGAUGACCUUAAAGAAAAGUUUUCACAACUUGAAGCAGAAAAUAACAUUCUUAAAAAUGAGAAAAAAGCUAUUGAGGACAUGUUGAAAAUUUAUGUUCCUGCUGAACAAGAAGAAAAAUUGAUUUUCAUUGACUCCAGCAAGUCCAUAUCCAAAGAUUGUAGCUGGCAAAAAGAAAUGGAAAUGCUUGCAAAAGAGAAUGAGGCCCUCAAGCAACAGUGUAUUCAGCUAAAUGAAGAAAUUGAAAAGCAAAGAAGUACAUUUUCAUUUGCUGAAAAAAAUUUUGAAGUUAACUAUCAAGAGUUACAGGAGGAGUAUACUUGCCUUCUCAAGGUAAAAGAUGAUUUAGAAGAUAGUAAAAACAAACAAGAAUUAGAGUAUAAAAGUAAACUUAAAGCACUUAAUGAAGAGCUUCAUUUACAAAGAAUAAAUCCAGCUACAAUCAAAUUGAAAAGUGCCAUGCUUGAUACUGACAAGGCUUUUGUCGCAGAGCCAUUAGAAAUCUGUGAAGUUGUUGAGAAAGAUACAACAGAACUUAUGGAAAAACUUGAGGUAACCAAGCGAGAAAAGCUAGAAUUGUCAGAGAAAUUGUCUGAUCUCUCUGAACAAUUAAAACAGAAACAUGGUGAGGUUAAUUUUCUCAGUGAAGAAGUCAAAUCUUUAAAGCAAGAAAAAGAGAAAAUUCUAUUGAGAUGUCAAGAGCUAGAACUCCUAAUUAACCAUCAUAGAGCAGAAAAUAUAAACAUGUGUGAUGUUCAUUUAAGCUCUUUACAAGAUGGAAUAGUAACUAUUAUAAGCAAGGAUUCUCAAGGAUCAUUAUCUAAUGUAGGUGAAGAUUUUGGAGAAGAAUCAAAAACAGUAGUGGAAGAGAAAAUUUCUUUUGAAAAUGUGGCUAUUAGAAGAGAAAGCAAGCAAGAACAGUUAUUUUCACCAUCAGUAACAAAUGAAUCCUCACUUGGGACAGAUCAAUCAAGUGAAAACGAUAAACUCCAUCAGGAACUUUAUGUUCUUAAAUCAGAACAGAAUGAUUUAAGGCUACAGAUGGAAGCUCAGCGCAUAUGCCUUUCACUGGUUUAUUCAGCUCAUGUGGAUCAGGUUCGUGAAUAUAUGGAAAAUGAAAAAGAUAAAGCUCUUUGCAGUCUUAAAGAGGAGCUUAUUUCUACUCAAGAGGAAAAGAUCAAGGAACUUCAGAAAAUAUACCAGUUAGAACUACAGAAUGUAAAAACACAAGAAACAGAUACCAAAAAAAUUAAACAACUUGAAGAACAAAUUCAAGAAUUAGAAAACUUCAUAUGCUUUUUGCGCCAACAAUUGAAAGAAACUGAAGAAAAUCAUAGGGCAGAAAUUUAUUUUCUACAGGAGAAGCUUCAAGCCAUUAGUGAGGCCACAGUGGACCCAAGCUUCUCUGUUGAUUCAGUGGUAAUUAAAGAAUCUGAUGUACAGAAAUCAGUAGUACAUCCUGGAAGUUGUCUAAAAAAGAAUAUUGAUCAUUCAUUAGAGUUUUCUAAUGAAUGUGGAAUGAAACAAGAAACAAAUAUGGUUAAAUUGUUGGAAAAACAAUACCAAGAAAGAUUAGAAGAAGAAAUAGCUAAGGUCAUUGUGUCGAUGAGCGUUGCAUUUGCUCAACAAACUGAACUAUCUAGACUAUCAAAGGGAAAAGAAAAUACUUUGUCAUCAAAACAAGCACUUACUUUCUGUCAGCAAAAUGAAAAACAUUAUUUUAAUGAAAUGAAAUUAUCUCAGGAUCAAAUUGAUCUUCAGACUUCUGAUGCAUUGGACAUGAAAUUUAAAGAAUUUAAGCCACUUAGUAAAGAGUUAGGAGAAGAUGGAGAAGUUCUGUUACCAAACAGUGAUCAUCUUGAUGAUAUAGUAGAAUCAGAGGUCCACCAACUAACUAUUUCAGAAGAAAUGUUCUCCAAAGACAAAACUUUUAUAGUUAGCGAAUCUAUUCAUGGUAAGAUGUUGGCAUCAAGCAUGGAUGCUUCUAGACAAGUGAUGUCAAACGAAGAACAGUUGGAAGAUAUGAGGCAAGAACUUGUACGACAGUAUGAAGAACAUCAACAGGCCACAGAACUGUUGAGGCAGGCACACAUGAGACACAUGGAGCGACAGCGGGAGGAACAGGAGCAGCUACAAGAAGAGAUUAAGAGACUUAAUAGACAGUUAGCCCAGAGAUCCUCAUUAAUUAACGAAAACCUGGUUUCAGAAAGAGAAAGGGUGCUUUUAGAGGAGUUGGAAGCACUAAAGCAGCUGUCUUUAGCUGGAAGAGAGAAGCUGUGUUGUGAGCUGCGCAACAGCAGUACGCAAACACAGAAUGAAAAUGAAAACCAAAGGGAAAUUGAGGAACAGACAUUGAAAGAAAAGGAAAUGGACAGAAGACCUGAAGAUGUACCUCCUGAUAGUCUGUCCAGUGAAAGGUUUGCACUCCAGAAAACUAAUAACAGACUUCUGAAGAUCCUCUUAGAAGUUGUAAAGACUACCAUAGCUGUUGAAGAAACUAUUGGCCGCCAUGUUCUUGGGAUUUUAGAUAGAUCUAGUAAAGGCCAGUCAUCAGUCAGCCUUAUUUGGAGGUCAGAAUCAGAGGCAUCUGUAAAGUCAGCUAUCCAAGAGGAACACAUAAGAGUUAUAGACAGAUCCAUACCCUCUUAUUCUGGAAGUGAUAUGCCAAGAACUGAUAAUAGCAUGUGUUCAAAAGUAACUGAGGAAGGAACAGAAUUAUCACAGCACCUUAUAAGGAUUGGUUUUGCUGGAACUGAAAUAGAUCCUGAAAAUGAAGAAUUAAUGCUGAAUAUUAGUUCUCGACUACAAGCAGCAGUUGAAAAAAUACUGGAAGCUCUAAGUGAAACUAGUAGUCAGCUUGAACAUGCAAAAGUUACACAAACAGAAUUGAUGCGUGAGUCAUUCAAACAGAAACAACAGGCAACAGAGUCCCUUAAAUGCCAAGAAGAACUGCGAGAGCGCCUUCAUGAAGAGUCUAGGGCCAGAGAACAGCUGGCAGUGGAGCUCAGUAAGGCUGAAGGUAUUAUUGAUGGCUAUGCAGAUGAAAAAACUGUUUUUGAAAGGCAAAUUGAGGAAAAAACUGAUAUAAUAGAUCGCCUUGAGCAGGAGUUGUUACGUGCAGGUAAUAGGUUGCAAGAAUUGGAAGCAGAACAACAAGAAAUCCAAGCAGAAAAAGAAUUAUUGUCAAGACAGAAGGAGGCAUUAAAAGCAGAAUCAAGUCCAGCUGUACAAAAAUUACUACAUGAGACAGAAAAAUUAAUGAAGGAAAAGCUAGAAUUGCAAUGUCAAGCUGAGAAAGUACAUGAUGAACUUCAAAAACAAAUGAAAGCUUUAGAAACAGAUGUUGAAGAACAAGUCAGUUGGUUUAUAGAGAUGGAACAAGAAAAAAAUGCUGAAGUAAUGGAUUUAAGACAGCAAAACCAAGCACUAGAAAAGCAAUUAGAAAAAAUGAGAAAAUUUUUAGAUGAGCAAGCCAUUGACAGAGAACAUGAGAGAGAUGUGUUCCAACAAGAAAUACAGAAGUUAGAACAACAACUUAAGGUUGUGCCUCGAAUCCAGCCUGUUGGUGACCAUCAAACUAGAGAGGUUGAACAAUUAACAAAUAAUCUAAAAGAAAAAACAGACAAGUGCAGUGAGCUGCUUCUAUCAAAAGAACAGCUUCAAAGAGAUGUACAAGAGAGGAAUGAAGAAAUUGAAAAGCUAGAGUUCAGAGUGAGAGAACUGGAACAAGCCUUACUUGUUAGCACAGACAAUUUUCAAAAGGUAGAGGACCAGAAACAAUUUGGAGCCUUAGAAGCUAAAGCAGAAUUGUCUCUAGAAGUGCAACUGCAAGCUGAGCGAGAUGCUAUCGACAGAAAAGAAAAAGAGAUAACAAACUUAGAAGAACAACUAGAGCAAUUUAGAGAUGAGCUUGAAAAUAAAAAUGAAGAAGUUCAGCAACUACAUAUGCAAUUGGAAAUACAGAAAAAGGAAUCCACUACCCGUCUACAGGAACUUGAACAAGAAAAUAAAUUAUUCAAGGAUGAAAUGGAGAAAUUGAGAUUUGCCAUGAAGGAUCCUGAGGCUAUCUCUACUCAUGACCAGCAUAUGCUAUUUGGGAAAUUUGCUCAAAUAAUACAGGAAAAAGAGGUAGAAAUUGAUCGAUUAAAUGAGCAAAUUAGAGACUUUCAUCAACAACUUAGACUUACAACAGAUAACAAGGAUUUUGAAGAAAAAAAUGAACUGGUAAGGGAUCUUGAAGCCCAAAUAGAAUGUCUGAAGAGUGAUCAAGAACGUUUGAAGAAAAAUAGAGAAGAAGAAACAGACAAGCUCAAUGAAGUGAUUGAAAAACUUCAGGAGGAAUUGUCAUAUAUUGAACAGAGUAUGUUGGUGGAUACCAGUUCGCCCUCAGAACAAGAGGACAGCUUGAAACAUCAGUUGGAAAAGGUUAUAGCUGAAAAGCUGGCUUUGGAACAGCAAGUAGAAAUCACUAAUGAAGAAAUGGCCUUCACAAAAAAUGUACUUAAAGAAACCAAUUUUAAAAUGGAUCAGCUAACACAAGAAUUAGUCAACUUGAAGAGAGAACAUGACCCUAAGGAAAAAAUCCAAAGUAUACCAGAUGAAAGUGUUAGCAUGACUAUAGAUGAUAUCAGCAAAGACCAACCCGAACUGGAAGUAAUCCAUAUUGAAGAUGUUCUGAAACCCCCUGAGAGCAAUAUGUAUCUCAGAUCUUUUGAAGAAAGCACCAAAGUUUCCAAAAAUUUGGAAAUAAAACUGCUACAGCUUGAGAGCUCUGUUAGCGCAAAGGACUUAGAACUUAUCCAGUGUUAUAAACAAAUAGAAGACAUAAAAGAACAAGGCCAAUCUGAAACAGAAAUGCUUCAGAAGAAGAUUGUAAACCUACAGAAAGUACUUGAGGAGAAAGUAGCUGCUGCUCUUGUAAGUCAAGUCCAACUUGAGGCAGUUCAGGAAUAUGUGAAAUUCUGUCAAGAUAAAGGAGUAGCUUCAUCAGAACUUGAAAAGGAAAAUAUGCAGAAUUUAAAUCAAAUAACAGAAAACAAGAUGGAGUCAGAUAUGUCUGCAUUAACCUUGAGAAUAUCAGACUUAGAAAGACAAGUGAUUGAAAUGCAUACUACUUUGAUUUCAGAAAAAGAACAAGUAGAAACUGCAGAGAAAAAUGCUUUGGAAAAAGAAAAGAAGCUGAUAGAAUUGCAGAAGUUAUUGGAGGACAGUAAGAAAAAACUAGAAGGAAAAGAAAGGAAAAGAAGCCCUCACGGAGAUUUUGUUCUCAAGACAACUACUGAGUUAAUAAAUGCCAGUGGAGAAAGUGGAUUUUUUGAAGAACUUGAGGCUCUUAGAAUCGAGUUGGUGGCUACCAAAGAAGAACUUGCCACUUUCAAAAAAAGGACAGAAAAACUUCAAAAAGAGCUUUUGGUAAAAGAGACCAAUAUGGCAUCUCUUCAGAGAGAUUUAAGCCAAGUUAAGAAUCAACUUGAUGAGGAAAAAAAGAAAUUAUCCCACUUCUUAUUAAAAGAGGAUGAGUCUGAAGUACCAAUAAACAGAAACAUCUGCUUAGAGCCACUUCCUAUUGAAGUAGGUAAAAACACUGCAUCCCAAACGGACCAAAUACUCAAGGUCAACAUGAGCAACCAGACUCCACAAAUUCUUGUUAAAAAUGCAGGAAUUCAAAUUGAUGUACAGACUAGCUGUUCCUCAGAAAAAGUCUCUGAAAUAAUUAGGCAAUUUACUGAAAGAAUUGAACACAUACAAGAACUUCAUGCCGCUGAAAUUUUGGAUAUGGAAUCCAGACAUAUUUCAGAAACUGAAACUUUAAAGAAGGAACAUUAUGUUGCUGUUGAGUUACUGACAGAAGAGUGUGGUACAUUGAAGGCAGUGAUACAGUGUCUGAGACCUAAAGAGGGAUCCUUGAUGCCUGAACUAACGUAUUCUAAUGCUUACCAAACUAGAGAAAUAUAUUCCAGUGAUUCUGGAUCAGACUGGAAUCAGGGAGUUUAUCUUACACAAAAUCAGGGAUUUGACACAGCAUCAGAAGGACGAGGAGAAGAAGGUGAAAAUUUAACAGAAUCAUUUCCAAAGAAAAUAAAGGGAUUACUGAGAGCUGUUCAUAAUGAGGGCAUGCAGGUGCUUUCUCUCACUGAGUCACCAUCUGGUGAUGGAGAAGAUCAUUCUAUUCAACAAGUUUCAGAAUUUUGGCUAGAAGAGAGAAGAGCUUACCUUAAUAUCAUCUCAUCUCUUAAGGAUAUAAUUACCAAAAUACAAGUGCAAAGGGAAUCUGAGGUUUAUGAUAAUUCUCAAUCUCAAGAGAGCCUCCCGGACUGGCGAGGGGAAUUUCUACUUGCUCUCCAACAUGUUUUCUUAAAGGAGUGCAAUGUUUUGCUGGCUACAUUUCAGACUGAACUGACAGCUCUAGGCACUAAAGAUGCAGUUGGAUUAUUAAAGUGUUUGGAACAGCGAAUACAAGAACAGGGUAUUGAAUAUCAAGCAGCUAUGGAAUAUCUCCAAGAAAUAGACAGAAGAAGCUUAUUAUCUGAAAUUGAAGUACUACGUGCUCAAAUUAAUGACAAGAAAAUGACCUUGAAAAGAGAACAAGAAAAUGAUAAACCAAACCUAGAACUUAUGGAAUAUACUAUGCAGCAGAAGCAGUCUCAAAUUCUGGAGAUGCAAGUGGAGCUCAGCAAUAUGAAAGACAAAGCAAGUGAACUUCAAGAACACCUGAGUUCAGAAAAAAUGGUAGUUGCUGAACUAAAAAAUGAACUUGCACAAACGGAAUUAGAACUUGAAACAACACUCAAAGCACAGCAUAAGCAUCUAAAGGAAUUAGAAGCAUUCAGAUUGGAAGUAAAAGACAAGACUGAUGAACUACGUUUGCUUAAUGAUACACUAGCAAGUGAACAGAAAAAAUCAAGAGAGCUCCAGUGGGCCUUAGAGAAGGAAAAAGCCAAAUUGGGACGCAAUGAAGAGAGAGAUAAAGAACAACUUGAGGACUUGAAAUUUUCACUUGAGGAUCAAAAACAGAGAAAUAUUCAACUAAACCUACUUUUGGAAGAGCAGAGACAACUACUAUAUGAAUCACAGCAGAAAACAGAAUCACAGAGAAUGCUAUAUGAUGCCCAAUUAUCAGAAGUACAAGGCCGAAACUUAGAGCUUCAAGUACUUCUUGAGUCUGAAAAAAUUCGAAUUCAAGAAAUGAGUAGUAUUCUAGAUAGGGAACGGCAGUUCCAUGCACAGCUACAUAGCAGUGACAGUAGUGGGCAGCUUCGGUCAUCAUUACCCUCAGAUGACCUUCUUAUAGAGCUACAGAAACAGCUGGAGGAAAAACACCGUCGUAUAGUAGAGUUGUUAAAUGAAACUGAAAAAUACAAACUGGAUUCUUUGCAAAUGAGACAGCAAAUGGAAAAAGAUAGACAGGUUCACAGGAAGACAUUGCAGACAGAACAGGAGGCCAAUACUGAGGGGCAGAAAAAAAUGCGUGAGCUCCAGUCCAAAGUUGAAGAUCUUCAGCGCCAGCUGGAGAAGAAGAGGCAACAAGUUUAUAAGUUAGACCUUGAAGGAAAGCGAUUGCAGGGAAUUAUGCUGGAAUUUCAGACGCAAGAAGUAGAAAGAGAAGAAAAACGAAGUAGACGAAUUCUGUAUCAGAAUCUUAAUGAGCCAACCACCUGGAGCUUAACCAGCGAAAGAACAAGAAAGUGGGUUAUUCACCAGAAAACAGGAGAGGAGAAAGAAUAUGAUUACCCUGAGGUGAAUGGUGGAGAAACUGAAGUAGAAAUGCUGAGACAAAAACUUCAAGUGGUUGCUUCGAAACUGCACCAUCUAGGCCAGAAAGCCUAUAAUAGACUACAGUUUGAAACAGCAGAUGAUGAAGCUUUCAUUUGGGCACAGGAAACUAUUGAUGAAAUUACUUUACAACUACAGAAAUUAACUCACCAACCAGGUGAAGAGCCUACCUUAGUAUUACCAGGUACUUCUGGGUGUUCAUUGACUAAAAGACUACUCAGACAAAAUACUGAACUGACAGGAUAUAUCAGCCAACUGACUGAAGAAAAGAAUAAUUUGAGGAAUGUGGUCAUGAAGAUGGAAGAGCAGUUGAGGCGCUGUCAACAGACAGGAACUGGUGGAGAUUAUUCUUCUAGGUUUUUAUUCUGUGGUGAUGCCAACCUUGAAGCCAUUAUUGCUUCUGAAAAAGAAACAUGGAACAGAGAAAAAUUAGCUCUUCAGAAAACCUUAAAAAAAACGGAAGCUGAAGUAUAUAAACUGAAAGCUGAACUGAGAAAUGACACUUUACUUCAGAAUCUGAACACUGAUUCUGAAAAUGUAAAGAGGACUUAUGGUAAAUACUUGAGGGCAGAAAGUUUUCGAAAAGCUCUCAUUUAUCAGAAGAAAUACCUGCUGCAAUUAUUGGGCGAAUUCCAAGAAUGCGAGGAUGCAACCAUAACGCUGCUUGCCCGGAUGGGGGGUCAGCCAGCCUUCACCAAUCUGGAGUUCAUCAGCCGCCCAAAGGGUUUAUCCAGAUUUCGUUCAGCUGUCAGAGUGUCCAUUGCAAUUUCACGAAUGAAAAUUUUGGUUCAACGGUGGCAGCAAGUCACAGGUUCUGGUUCCACCAAUGUUAACAGGGAUGGCUUUGAACUGAAUCCAGGUGCUGAAAAGACUGACCCAUUUUAUCAUUCUUCUGGUGAACUAGAUCUAGAUGGAGAACCAAGACAUACAACAUACCGCUCAAGAUCAGAUCUGGAUUCUCCUAGGUGCCUUUUACCAUUUCAAAAUAGGUCUCCAGGCACCCUAGCUGAUUUAAAUCCUGGUUCCACGGCGUGCUCUCACCUUCAAAAUUAUGACCCUGAUAGAGCCCUGGCAGAUUAUAUCACUCGGCUAGAGGCACUACAAAGAAGACUUGGAACUGUACAGACAGGUUCAACUACUACAUUUCAUAGUGGUAUGAGAAGAUAAUACUUUAAAAACAUCAAAAGUUGAAGUGAUUUUAAACAAAUUCUCUUUUGUAAAUCGAAGAUUCUUUUCUGCUUUUAUAUUGUGAAUAUUUAAUGGGACCAAAACAAACACAGCUUAUGAUUGUAUCAGAUCUCUUGCACAUGAAAACAAACUGGAAUUUGUACAUACAAGCAUUGUGUAUGUAUUCAUGCACAAUAAUCACUAAAUUACGUGUAUAUUUGCGGAAUGUUAAUUUAAAUAAUUAAAUUAUAAACCUUGUGUAUUUAUCAAAUGGGUGAAAAGAUCAAACUUUUGCCGAUAUGAUACUGCUGAAUGUGUAGCUUAUGGUGUCCUGCACUUUUCAUUUAAGGCUACUGAAAUUACAUGUUUCUGCUUAAUAUAUUUGCUACUGGUGAUGAAGACAGAAGAUAUCACUUGUAGACACCUAUUUUUGUAUAAUGGUAGAAGUUUUGAAUUUUAUGGGAUAUUUUGUCAAAGCACUGAAAAUAAAAAUGACUUCACCAUUUUCACCACA